AUGCGGCUCCUCGAUACCAAGAAGCUGCGCGUCGUGGAAUUUGCCGACAACGCCAUUCCCAGCUACUCGAUCCUGUCGCACACGUGGGGCGACCAGGAAAUCACAUACCAGGACAUCGUGUCGCUCAGCAGCGGCAGCCGCAACCUGUCGGCCGUCUUCAAUCUCGACUCGGAGGUCAAGAGCAAGAAGGGCUUCGCAAAGGUCAAGAAUGCCGCCGCCCUGGCCGCUGAGGACGGCUUCGCUUACCUGUGGAUCGACACGUGCUGCAUUGACAAGGCCUCGUCGGCCGAGCUCUCCGAAGCCAUCAACUCCAUGUACCGCUGGUACGAGGAGUCGGACUUGUGCUACGCCUACCUUUCCGACGUCGUGCCUGCCAGGGAGGAGCUGCCCUCGGCCGCGAACUCGACCUUUCGACGCAGCAGGUGGUUCACCCGCGGAUGGACGCUGCAGGAGCUGCUGGCCCCGAAAGAGGUCCGCUUCUUCGCAUCAGACUGGUCCUAUCUCGGCUCUCAUAUCCCCCCGUCUCCAAACAUCAUCGGCAAAAAUCUCCUCACUGAAAUAACCUCGAUCGAUCAGCGGGUGCUCCAAGGCACCCUCGAGCCCCGUCAAGUCAGCGUCGCUACCCGCAUGAGUUGGGCAGCCUCGCGAGAGACCACGCGGCUGGAGGACAUUGCCUACUGCCUGCUCGGCGUCUUCUCUGUCAAUAUGCCGCUGCUGUAUGGGGAGGGCCGUCGCGCUUUUGUUCGGCUACAGGAAGCCAUUCUUCGCGAGACCGACGACCAGUCUAUCUUCGCUUGGAAAUCCCUCUCCAGAGACGCACCCAACCACCUCUCGGGGCUGCUGGCAGACUCUCCAAAGCUGUUCCAGACCGCCCGCAAUAUUCGCGCCCUGCCGCCGCUCUUGACGGGCGACAAGGUCCCCACCGUCAUGUCUAGCCAGGGCCUCCAGGUCCAGCUUUUCCUCAAGCCCACAUCUAUUACAUCUACAAUCGAGCAGGAGGAAUAG
Messenger RNA from Lasiosphaeria miniovina, 1005 nucleotides. RefSeq names its product heterokaryon incompatibility protein-domain-containing protein. The coding region runs from base 1 to 1005 and encodes 334 amino acids. The record is from RefSeq and is a predicted model, not a curated record. The transcript is spliced from 3 exons. NCBI's taxonomy places the organism in Eukaryota, Fungi, Ascomycota, Sordariomycetes, Sordariales, Lasiosphaeriaceae.